Messenger RNA from Coccinella septempunctata (seven-spotted ladybird), 3011 nucleotides. It is a transcript of the gene Grip91, whose product is annotated as gamma-tubulin complex component 3 homolog. Gene Ontology annotation, molecular function: gamma-tubulin binding; microtubule minus-end binding. NCBI's taxonomy places the organism in Eukaryota, Metazoa, Arthropoda, Insecta, Coleoptera, Coccinellidae. Gene Ontology annotation, cellular component: spindle pole; centrosome; equatorial microtubule organizing center. Gene Ontology annotation, biological process: spindle assembly; meiotic cell cycle; mitotic cell cycle. The record is from RefSeq and is a predicted model, not a curated record. The transcript is spliced from 11 exons. The coding region runs from base 94 to 2592 and encodes 832 amino acids.
GUCAGAUUUAUAAACAUUAUCAUUAACCAGGAAAAUACUUUAAUUAAUGUUAUACAAAGUCUCUGAUGUUGUACAUAUUUGAAAACGAUCAAAAUGAAUACGUCUGGAUUAGGAAAUAGUAGCGUAUCAGUACCAGAAUUGGUUUUGAGAUUAUGCACUCAUCUUUCUAAAAAUGAUCAAACUCUCAGUUCGAGGCUGUAUCAACUUGCUGUCAAUUUUUUACAAUAUCAAGGAUACACGAAUGAUGCUGAAUUCGAUCUGUCUGAAAUUAAAAUGCACUUGUCUAGUCAUAAAGAUCCGGAAGCUGCUUUAGAACAGUUUGAGAUACUUUACUCAGAAAUAAAUAAUUCGUCUAUACUUCAUAAUAAGAAUGCAAUAAUGAGUUUCUUACUGAACGUUGCUAAGAUGGACAUACAGAAAGAUAGUUUCAAAUUGAAACUUGUUCAAAAUGUUGAAAAAAUAGCUGGUUCACAAUCGUUACCAAACUCCAAGUCCCAAACUUCAGUUACUAGUGCACCAUCACUAGAAAGUAUAAGAAAUAUAUAUCAAGGCAACUUGAUAGAUAGACCUUUCAGUCGUUCUUCUAGGAAUGAGAGCACUUCCAAUUCAAAUAUAUUGAGUUCAAUUUGGUCUAGACAAGAAUUUGGAUCAGCUCUAUCAAAGACAACUAAUUUAACGCUGGCAAGUGAGACAGAUUUACUCCAAGAUAUCAUAUAUUCUCUGCAAGGUAUUGAGGGACGAUUUAUCAAAAGGGAACCAGGUGGUGUUGGUUUUUUAAUUGAUCUGAAGAUUGGUAGAAAUUUCAGCCCAAUACAGAAGAGUAUUGCAUCAAGAUUAUUAGGGCUUAGUUUUUUGCAUAAUAAGUUGAAACAAUAUUGCGAGGAGAAUGAUAAACAAAAAGGUGCCAUGAGUCAAGCUCUCAUUUCGAUUUUGCGAGAUGAAAUAUCAAGUUAUUAUAAGACUAUAGCUCUUUUACAAGCAAAUAUGAAGAAACAAGGUUGUGAAAAACACGCGGAAUUGUCUCUCAGAAGGGCACUCUAUAUUGUUCAAGAACACAUUAGCAAAUUUGAGUGGCUUGCAUAUAUAACUGAAGAAUGCAGUGAUAAGAAAGGUGGAGCCCUCGUUACAUCAAUUCACGGAUAUCUUCAACAUGGUUCAAUCUGUGUACAAGAGGUUUCAGAAAAAGUUCUAACAUCAGUUUGCAAACCUUUGUACAUAAUGUUAUCCAGAUGGCUGUUGGACGGUGAGAUCAAUGAUCCUUGCAAUGAAUUUUUCAUUGAGGCUAGAAGUAUAAAUGCGUCGGAACGUUUGUGGCACGACAAAUAUCACGUCAAAAAGUCGAUGAUCCCCUCAUUCAUCUCCAUGGACCAGGCGAAAAAAAUUUUGGCCACCGGUAAAAGUAUUAAUUUUCUACGCCAGAUAUGCAAAGACAAUGGGCAGCUUUCUGGUAGGGAGAGUCUACAAAAAUUCUUCAAAAGUACCACAGCGGAUGCACUGUUUGCUCCAGAGCAGAGCUUAGAAUUCCACACAACAUUAGAAAAUGUAUAUAGGGAGACAUCUUUGAGGGUCUUAGAUUUACUCAAGAAUAAAUUCAGACUUAUGGAGCACCUUCAUUCUCUGAGAAGGUACUUGCUCUUGGGCCAAGGAGAUUUCAUCAGACAUCUAUUAGAGUUACUGGCCCCAGAACUCAACAAACCUGCUCAAGAAAUAUAUGGACACACCCUCACAACCAUUUUAGAAUCUGCUAUCAGAGUAACAAACGCUCAGUUCGAGGAUGAGGACACCUUGCAGAGGUUAAACGUCAGCUUUAUGGGUCACUCUCAGGGAGAUACAGGUUGGGACGUUUUCAGCCUUGUUUACAGAGUUGAUGGGCCUGUCAGCACAAUAUUCCAACCUACCAUGUCAACAUAUCAAUGUCUUUUUGGGGCUUUAUGGAAAGCUAAGAGGAUGGAGUUCGUAUUGGCAAACAUGAAAAAACAACAAAUAACCAUAUCGAAGAUGUUCAAAUAUAACUUAGAGUUACUUCCAGUGAUGCAUACGUUUCAUGUUCUAACCAGUGAGAUGAUACAUUUUUUGCAUCAAACUCAGUACUAUUUUCUCUUCGAGGUUUUAGAGUGCUCUUGGGCAGAGAUGCUUUGCAAUGUCAAUCAGGCUGAGUGCUUAGACGACAUAAUUCAAGCACAUACCCAAUUUUUGAGCUCCGUACAAACUGGUGUUUUACUUGAUGAAGAAUCUAAACACCUCUUCUCCCAGUUGCGCUCAAUUUACAACUUUGUUCUAAACUUGGAAACGCAUCAGGAAACCUUGUACUUGGCAGCCAGUAAAGAGCAUGAGGCACUAAUGGAUUAUAACAAGAAACAGGAACGUAGCGAUCAAUUCGGUUUGACCCUGGACGAUGAAUUGAAGGCCAAAGAAAGAAUUGCCAGUUUUAGACAUUUCUUGAAUUCAAUGAAAGCAACGGUGAAAUGUCUGGCCCAAACUUAUAAGAGCUUCGUUAAAAAUUAUUUAAAAUCUCUAUCUUCCAGUCCUAACAUGAAUUUGCAACUUUUAAGCGUUAGGCUCAGUUUUAAUGACUAUUAUUCUGUCAUAUGACCAUCGGAAGAAGGUUUGGAAAGUUGUUAUCCCAAGGUUUGCAGAAAGGAAAAUUUGGAAUUUUUUAAUAUAGAUAGUAAAGAGGGAAGAGAAAUAGAUGCCAAGGAUAACAUUCCCAAUCAUUCCAUUGUUCAUUCUUGCUCCUACCAAAAUUCAGAUUUGAGUAAUUAUGGCAGUAUUGAUAAUUUAUUGAAACCCCCCAAGAAGAAGGAAAAAACGAUAUGAUGUUGUGUUGGGUGAAAAUUAGUAACUAUUGGCAUUCUACUAAUUUUCACCUGAUUUCAAGAUGUACAUAUUUAAUAUAUAAUUUUGAAUGCUCUCUUAUUUUUAUAGCAGUAUUUUAUGGAAAUAAGUUGUGCUAAUAAUGUUUGAGAACCCAGAUCUGAAACAAAUAAAUAAAUUGAAAUUUGCAAUGAAAA